Mycena citricolor is the source of this 3186-nucleotide messenger RNA. The record is from the annotation of a GenBank genome assembly. NCBI's taxonomy places the organism in Eukaryota, Fungi, Basidiomycota, Agaricomycetes, Agaricales, Mycenaceae.
AUGAUGUUUGACGAGAAGAUAGGAGUCCUGAUUGUCUCAGAGACCCAUCUGUCAGCAGACCAAACGAAAGAAAUUCAGGACAGCCAUAUUGGGAAACGCCUAACAAUACACAACUCACCAGAUCCAGACGACCCCAGCACCAAAGGCAUCGCAAUCGUGCUAAACCGAGAAAUCACCAACACGCAAAGGGUUAAAAUAAUACAGCUGAUCCCAGGCAGAGCAGUCCUAGCCACGCUACCCUGGCACAGCGACCGAACACUCACCAUUCUCGGCGUCUAUGCACCAGCAGAAUCCAUGCAGGCAAACGAAAACUUCUGGGACACCCUAUCUGACUGCUGGCUCACCCAAGACCUACCCGUGCCAGACCUAAUGGGAGGCGACAUGAACAUGGUAGAGGAACCCUUAGAUAGACUCCCUAGUAGAGAAGACGCACCCCGUACCACCGCUGCACUCCGCCGCUUUAAAAGACUUGUCGGACUAGUUGAUGGAUGGCGAGGGGAAAACCUGAAUGUAAAAGAUUUCACGUACACAAGUGGGAGGGACACCCACUCUAGAAUCGACAGGAUAUACGUCUCCAAUGCCCAACUCAGGAGAUCUCAGAAGUGGUCAAUCGAUGACUGCACCGGGAAACUCUCCGACCACAGAAUGGUAUCGGUCACCAUAACGGCGCCCGGCUCACCCACGAUAGGCAAGGGCAGAUAUUCCGUACCACUGUUCCUGCUGCGAGAGAAAAAGUUUAUGGACUUUGUCCAGUCCGAGAUGGCUAGUCUCGAAGACAGGCAUGCAGACAACCCCACCCUAAACCUCCAGGCCGAAUGGUCGAGCCUCAAGACAAAAAUCCGCAACUAUGCUCAAACCCGAGCCAAAGAGGCAAUAGGUGCUUCACGAGAGAAGAAAAAGAUGCUCAAGACAAGUAGAGCCCAAAUACUUGAAGCUACCCAUAGCCCAAACAACCCAGAUCGAGCUGAACUGCCGGACCUGCAGACAUACACAGAAGCUGAGGCAGCAGCAAGGAUCUGCACGAUCCAAGGAGAGAUCGACAAAAUAUCAGAUGUACAGAGAGAACAACGGAGAACCGAGACAAGAGCAAGAUGCUUCACAGAACUGGACCACAUAACUAAAUUCACGGUAGCAAUCAGUAAGGAUAAGACACCCCGAGACACAAUCACCCGGCUAUGCCGUACAGAUGUCUGCCCCCCCAGGGAGGCGAGACGCUCCAGAGAUAUGGCAGAGCUUGCCAGGGACUACCACCAAGACCUCCAGCGAGACCCCUCAGAACAAGAUCUCACCACAAAAGACCGUGACAUAGAGAUAGCGCUUGAAUUCACAGAGGCAAGAGGAAACCCAGACAACAUCGAAGAGCUGCAAAAACAACUCACAUCAGAAGAUGUCACACUAGCCCUGAAACAAGCGGCCACAGGCACAGCUAGCGGAAUGGAUGGCAUCCCAUAUGAGCUGUGGAGACGCCUCCACCAGAUCCACCUGGAAGUGACUAAGCAAAAUGCGGCGCUAGGCCCAGAUCAACAGAAGAGAGCUGUAAACAUCACCAAACUCCUAGCGUCCAUCUUUAAUGACAUCGAACAGAAAGGGGUUGAUGCGAUAUCAAAUUUCUCAUUGGGCUGGAUGUGCCCCAUCUGGAAGAAGAAAGAUAAGGAAGAUAUCGCAAACUACAGACCUAUCACGGUACUAAAUACAGACUACAAACUGUUCACAAAAGCCUUGUCAAAUAAGCUAGCCCUGGUAGCGCCGGACCUGGUAAACUGUGACCAAGCGGGCUUCAUGAAGGGCAGGAAAAUACAAGACCAAAUCUUCCUGGCCCAACAAAUAGUGGAGUACUCAGAGGAGCAGAUGAUGAAUGGAGCAAUAGUUGCUCUUGACCAAGAAAAAGCUUAUGACAAAACAAAUCACCGCUACCUAUGGAGAACCCUGGAAAAACAAGGCAUUCCAGCGAAAUUUAUAGCCACUAUUAAAGCCCUCUACACAGGAGCGGAAACAGUGGUGGUCAUCAACGGGGAAAUGAGCUCCCCGUAUGGCAUCACGAGGGGAGUACGGCAAGGCGACCCACUCUCCUGCCUUCUUUUUAACCUGGCAAUAGAGCCCCUAGCUGAUCUAAUCCAGAACUCGAAAUUAAUAGGCAUAAAGGUGCCCAGAGCAGACAGGAGUAUUAUAAUAAAAAUGUUUGCUGACGACACGACAGUAUACCUCUCAGCUGAAGAUAAAUUCAAAGACCUAAAAUAUAUUCUUGACAAGUGGUGCGCUGCCUCGAGUGCCAAGUUCAACUCGGAAAAAACGGAAAUCAUCCCGCUCGGGACCCCAGAAUUUCGGGAGCACCUCGUUGUGACACAAACUCUUGCCGAUAGCUCAGACAAGAUAGACCAGGCACAUAUAGCCAGAGAUGGAGAAGCCGUGAGAAUCCUAGGAGGCUACAUUGGAAACAAUGUAGAAUCUUUUGCCCUAUGGACCCCAACAAUCGAGAAAACCGAUGCCGCCCAAGAACGAUGGGAGAAGCUAUUCCCCACGUUAGAGGCUAGAAGACAUAUAGAUCAAAUCAUUACGGGCUCAAUGACCCAAUACCUCGCUAUGGUAAAUGGUAUGCCUGCAGCAAUAACAAAACACUUCCUCCGGGCCCAGAGAGAAUUUAUAUGGGGCGGGGCAAAAUCCUCCCCAGUCCAGAGAGCGGUCCUGUCCCAACCGGUCAAUCAUGGAGGGAAAAACCUAUUGGACCUCGAAGCGAGAAACGAUGCCCUCACCGUCCUCAAACUUCAGUCCUUCCUAGACCUCAACCCCAAGACCCGAGCAGACUGGGGACAUUUUGCAGAUAGCAGACUUGAGCAAGCAGUAACCAAAACAUCCAGGAUGGAUAUCGAGUCCUUCGACAACCUAUUUCUACAAACAUGGACCCCGAAACGUAAGAACCUAACGGCAGAACUACAGGAGAUGCUCCGAGUCGCGAAGAAAUACAACCUAAGCUUUGCACCGGUCCAACCGACACAAACUCUCCUCAGAGAGAUGCCCCUCUUCCACCACAAGGGCGAAGAUGCAACUCAGGCCCAAUGUAACAACUCAGCACGCUGCAGGUGCUUGCGCCGAAACCAUGGGGUGCGAGAUAUCAAAUCCGCUAUACAAGUAGCAGAACGCCUCCAAGAUGAAACCCACCAGAAGAGUACCCACUGCGACCAGUGUUGA